Messenger RNA from Anarrhichthys ocellatus (wolf-eel), 8605 nucleotides. RefSeq names its product hyperpolarization activated cyclic nucleotide-gated potassium channel 2b (gene hcn2b). Gene Ontology annotation, molecular function: voltage-gated potassium channel activity. The transcript has 8 exons. Bases 1435 to 4551 code for a protein of 1038 amino acids. Gene Ontology annotation, biological process: potassium ion transmembrane transport; sodium ion transmembrane transport; regulation of membrane depolarization. Gene Ontology annotation, cellular component: dendrite; axon; HCN channel complex. The record is from RefSeq and is a predicted model, not a curated record. Lineage: Eukaryota; Metazoa; Chordata; Actinopteri; Perciformes; Anarhichadidae.
CCGCGACCCGACCCCGGAUAAGCGGAGGAAGAUGGAUGGAUGGAUGGAUGGAUGGAUGGAUGAUUACUCAACUUCUUCUCAAAGCAAAGGGUGACUUAGAACAGCGGGUCAAGACGUUCUGUGCACGACGAGGCCCAAACAGUUUAAGAUGAUAAUCGGUUUGUUUGACAAAUGUCAGUGUAUCAGUGGAUAACUAUUACAUAAGCAUAGCUACUACAAGUCUAACGUGCUUAGAGAGGAAAUCUAAAACAUGUCACCUUACAGUCUGACUGACAACGACCUGCAUUUUCUGUGGUUGAGUAUAUAAGUAUAGCUUUAUUCAUAUAGACUGUUGCAUGUUUCCAGUCAUAACGCGCAGAGCAAAGAUUCAGAUAACUCCUGUGUGGAUGUGUGCGCAUUGGGCUUAAACGGGCUCAAUUAAUUUAAAGAAAGUUUUAAAUGCUCUAUCUAAAUGGCCCUAAACCUUGCUUCCUUUUUGACCUUAGCGUGCACAAAUCCCUGUUUCAGGCCAAGACAGACUGUCAAUAACAGCCAACAGACAGCCUGUUUUAUGAUCCCCUUUAUAUCAAUAGAGCUGUGCUUGUGUCUGAUUAUCUUGUGAAUUUCCUCGGUGUAAAGGAAGGUUUAUAAUUAGAUUAAUCUUGGUUUAUGGAAGCCAAAUGUUUGCCCCAUUGGAAUGAUUAAAUUAAAAAAAAAGGACUGCAACAAAAAUUAAAUGGAAAUAAUAAUGCAUCCGUUUCAGGGAUUGAGUCACAAAAGCGUCAUGCAUUGUAACGAGUUAAUUUUUGCUUACGGUUAGAAAAAGGCCUAUUUCCCAAGAAGCGCGUGUAUUUCUCCACAAGGUGGAGCCCUUUAAUCGAGAAUGGAGGACUCCAGUACACUAUCAACCUCAAGCAACAGGCAGACGCUGUUCAUGCAAGCUCUCUCUCAGUGAGGAAAGCCUGUGGAUCACCUGACCGUGACAGAGUAGGUUAUUGGCUGAUGGUCUACCUGAGAUCAACUGUGAAUGACGGAAGAUGGAAAACUUGAAGGUUGGAAAAAGGUGAAGGUUUUUUGUGACCUUCACCUUUCACCUUUGACCCGCUCUUAUCAGUUGAGUUUAUUUAUGUAUAAUACUAUCUGUUUGCUUAUUAUGUAAAUAAAGUUUCUAAUGACACUGACAGUUUUUUUUAAAAAUAAGUGUAGUUGCAGCCCAAAUGUAAUACUGUCAAUCUUUAUUUUGUGCGCGCGCGCACACACACACACACACACUAUAACAGCAGCCAGGUUGCAGCCAUAGCAACGCCACCGGUGCGCUGUUAUCCUAAAGUGGGGUGUGUGGGUAUAUGCGUGUGUGUGGAAAGCAGAAGGCUGGCCGCCGCCCAGUCUCGCCAGGUUCAAGGUGCGGGGAGUGUCUGCCUGCCUGUCCGUCUGUCCGUCUUUGUUCUGUCUGUGAUGGACGGCGGCGAGGAGGAGCCCAAAUUCCAGCAGCCUCGACCACCUCAAGUCACCACCAGCUUGUCCGGACGCAAGGAUCAUGGGAGCAGCGGAGGAGCCGAGAUGAAGAAAUUCACGCCAGGAGGCGGAGCCGCGUCCACUGCGCGCAAAAACUCCAACAACCACGAGCUGUGGCUCCUGCGAGACGAGGACUCCGCACCUGUCAGUGGCAGCGCAGCCUCUGCUCUGUUGUGCCGGAGGGAUGCUGCUGCCGGAGGGUACGCACUCCCCGAGGUGGGCGUGAUAGCAGAGGGAGCCAUCGGCAUGAUAUGCAACAAAAACGGAGAUUGUAGAAGGGACCCGACCAGUUCAGGGAGCCUCUCCUCUCUCAUCUCAAGGCAGGAGAAGCAGGCGUAUGGAGUAGUGGCAGCUGAAGACGGGAAGGGGCAGGUUGCAAGCAUGGACGGCUCCAUCACUUCAGCGGGGUCCCUGACACAGGGGCCGGGCGCCGAGGUCAAGACCGCGGCUGCGAUGGAGAAAAAGGACUCCAGAGUUUCCUUCUCCAAAGCCCCGACUAGUAAAGGACAGACUCCGAGUCAGCAGUCGAGAAAUUCUGUCACGUUCUCCAAAGCUGAGGAUGGCUCUCAGAUAGUGCCGGAUGAUGGAGACUCCCGGGCGAACCUGACAUACAUGCAGCGGCAGUUUAGUUCCAUGCUUCAGCCCGGAGUUAACAAGUUCUCCCUGCGCAUGUUUGGCAGCCAGAAGGCAGUGGAGAAAGAGCAAGAGCGCGUAAAGUCAGCGGGUAAUUGGAUUAUCCACCCAUACAGCGACUUCAGGUUCUACUGGGACUUCACCAUGCUGAUGUUCAUGGUGGGAAACCUGAUCAUCAUCCCCGUGGGCAUCACCUUCUUCAAGGAAGAGACCACCACUCCCUGGAUCCUCUUCAACGUGGUGUCCGACACCUUCUUCCUCAUGGACCUGGUGCUGAACUUCCGGACCGGCAUCGUGUUCGAGGACAACACCGAGAUCAUCCUCGACCCCAAGAAGAUCAAGAAGAAGUACCUGCAGAGCUGGUUUGUUGUGGACUUCGUAUCUUCCAUACCUGUGGAUUAUAUCUUCCUCAUCGUAGAGAGAGGGAUGGACUCGGAGAUGUACAAGACGGCCCGGGCGCUCCGCAUUGUCCGCUUCACCAAGAUCCUCAGUCUGCUGCGGCUGCUGAGGCUCUCCAGACUAAUCCGGUACAUCCACCAAUGGGAGGAGAUCUUCCACAUGACCUAUGACCUCGCCAGUGCUGUGAUGCGAAUAUUCAACCUGAUUGGUAUGAUGCUGCUGCUGUGUCACUGGGAUGGCUGUCUCCAGUUCCUCGUUCCCAUGCUGCAGGACUUUCCGUCUGACUGCUGGGUCUCCCUCAACAAGAUGGUGAACGACUCGUGGACCGAGCUCUACUCCUUCGCCCUCUUUAAGGCCAUGAGUCACAUGCUGUGCAUUGGAUAUGGAAGACAAGCCCCAGAGAGCAUGUCGGACAUCUGGCUGACCAUGCUCAGCAUGAUCGUCGGAGCCACCUGCUACGCCAUGUUCAUCGGCCACGCGACCGCACUCAUCCAGUCUCUGGACUCAUCCAGGCGGCAAUACCAGGAAAAGUACAAACAAGUGGAGCAGUACAUGUCGUUCCACAAACUACCGGCAGACUUCCGACAGAAAAUCCAUGACUACUACGAGCACAGAUACCAGGGCAAGAUGUUUGAUGAAGAGAGCAUCCUGGAGGAGCUUAAUGAGCCUCUGCGCGAGGAAAUCGUCAACUUCAACUGCCGUAAGCUGGUGGCCACCAUGCCGCUGUUUGCCAAUGCCGAUCCCAACUUUGUGACAGCGAUGCUGACCAAACUGAGAUUUGAAGUUUUCCAGCCUGCAGACUACAUCAUCAGAGAGGGCACCAUCGGCAAGAAGAUGUACUUCAUCCAGCACGGGGUCGUCAGCGUCCUGACCAAAGGAAGCAUCGGCAUGAAGCUGAUGGACGGCUCCUACUUUGGAGAGAUCUGUCUGCUGACCCGUGGCAGACGGACGGCCAGUGUGCGAGCGGACACCUACUGUCGCCUGUACUCUCUCUCUGUGGACAAUUUCAACGAGGUCCUGGAGGAGUAUCCCAUGAUGAGGAGGGCCUUUGAGACGGUUGCCAUUGACAGAUUGGACAGGAUAGGCAAGAAAAACUCAAUCCUGAUGCACAAAGUUCAGCAUGAUCUGAACUCGGGUGUUUUCAACAACCACGAGAACGAGAUGAUCCAGGAGAUAGUUAAAUAUGAUCGGGAGAUGGUUCAGCAAGUUGAUGUGCCGCGACCGAGGGCCAUGUCCGUGUCAUCUCCUCUCCACGGUGGGAUCUUUAAUUCUCCAGGUUCCUCCACCCUUCCCCAGAAUUCAGCAAUUGGCACUCUGCAGCAGGCCGUAGCCAUGAACUUUUGUGCCCCCAUGCAAGGGAACUCGAUGGGAGCGGGGAACCUGCAGUCCCCCAGGAUGGUGAGGAGAUUCCAGGUGAUGGAGAGUGUGUCCAGCCCACUGCAGUCUCAGUUCCUUGCUUCUGGUGCCUUUGCUCCCGUCCUGUCCAGCCCUCCUGUCCAGAGUCCGCUGGCACUUGGAGGACGGUCUUUCCAGUAUGGAUCCGGUGCCCUGGCUGGUCCCACCUCAGGCUCCCAGCUUUCUCUAGCCCAGCAGCACAUGGCCAGCCCUGCACACCGGCCCAGCACACAUAAGAGUACUCACUCCUUGCAAAUGAGCAGUUUGAGCCAAGACGCCAGGGCACUGUCAGCCUCUCAGCCCUCACUGCCUCAUGAGGGGGCGCAACCAGGUGCCCCUAGUCCCCCCCAGUCUACACGAGUCUCCUCCACUUCCAUUGGACCCCCUCAGACCCCAUUAGGUCACACAGGCUCCCGGAGCGCUAUACCACAUAGGGUGGUACUGCCCCAUCAGAUGUCUGUUGGGUCCCUGCCUGGUCCUGUGCAGGGUUUUGGGGCUGGUGCAGGGCUGGGAGAAGGUGGUGCAGGAACAGGUCUGGGGGACUCGGGACUACCCAAGAAAGACUCUAUAGUGAGCCUUCCUGAGACAGACAACAUCAAAAUCAGAUCCAGGCUAUCCUCAAACUUGUGAUCUUAAUUAAACUCCUGUGGGGGAGUGACUCAGCGAGGGGCUUGACUGCAGGAACACGGGGGGGAUUUCUGCUCUUUCUCCUAAAGUUCCUCUUCUCUCUCCACUCCAGUUUGACUAUCCAAAUGUAUGAACGCUGAGUGAGUGACAGCAGGGAGAAGACUGUUCUCACAUAAAGUCUGUAUGGUGACUUUUGAAACUGCAGCAUUGAGAUGUUUCUACUCACAGGAAUAGUAGUUGCACAGUAGUGGUAAAGUAGCAUCUCCAACUCCUUUAUUUACUGUGUUUUAGUCAACAACAUAUGGGUAUAUCUAUAACUCAUCAACCCUGUUUCCAGUAGCAAAAGGCAGCAGUUUUCAGCAAGAAAAGCCCCCUUAAACCCCAUGAUGUGAGACCUGCACAUUUAGCAAGCCAAAGAAACAGAUAUUCUUUGGUUGGUGUCGACUAAACCAGAUCUAAAAGACGAGUAAAUACAUAGAAAUAGGUGACCAGAGAGUCGGCUCCAGUUGGAUUGUAGAGUUGCUCGUGUCUGCUGGAUGUGUAAGUAGCCGUUUCUUUGGUAACUCGUCUGCCACAACAACUUGAUGAAGUAAUUAUAUGUCGGGGCUGUCAGCUUGUGUUUUGUUUACGUUGCCCCAAGUGGCCAAAAACUAAUUAAUGCAGCUUCAAGAUUCAGGAGUUAAUAACAAGAUCCAAUAAAAGUAUACCUGACGAAAAGACACUUCUACUCAACAGCAGAUGUGGUGUCUGAAUUAAGGGGUUUAGUCAUGCGAGUAGUAACAUCCGACACUUUGUGAAAAGUAUUCUGUUGUAUCUUUAGAAAUUAUAAUUCACUGCCAGGUAAUUACUAAAGAAUUUUGUACGACUCAAAAAAUAUAAAUCCAUUCAAACUCACAAAAUCAAAAUCAUUUAUAAAUGCAUUCUUUUCUAACCCAGAAUCCCACAUUUCUUGUAGCAGCAGUUUGGGCAACGUGUCACUAUGCCAAAAAGUCACACAGAUGAGGAAACUUCACCUUAAUGUAAACGCUGCAGCUUUCAUCAACAGCCGAGGUACCUUGCAGGAUGUAUAUUGCUGUGUGCCUCUGUCAUCAAUGCCUCGAUAAGAGUCCAUCGGAUACCGCUGGUUUGUGUCCAAAAGCGUUGUAAAAAAGGGAACCUUUUCUCCCGGACAUGUCGUUCCAUUCACCUCGUCUCAUUAAUGCCUGCACCAUUACUGGGUAAUGAGAGUGGGAAUUGGAAUCCCUCGGGUCUGUUUGGGACUAUUAAUAUUCUCCUUCGAUUGGAUUUCAUUAUUCAUUGCCAGUGAUGAGUUCCUCCUCCGUGAUCGUUUUGCAUUUUAAUGUUUUACUUUCAGUUCCUGCGUUGUUAUCCACCUUGAGAGUUCUGGAUGGGACAGAGUUGAAGGUUUGUAAGUAUUUUUAUACAGUGUUUUUGAGGUCUGUUGUGUUUUUGUUUCAUGCCCCGUGGAACCUAUUUGGAUCCUCGGAAAUAAUUAGCAUAGAGGCUCGUUAUGAGAAUAGUGUUUUACUGAACUUCACGUUGUGUCGUGGAGUUUACUCUCUUAGGACAAGAAAUGCAUUUAGUGACAAACUAAGUAUGUAGACAUUUUUUACUUCAUUAGAAGGCCCACAAUACAGGAAGACAGGAUGAAAUGCGGCAGUAGCUAAACCUUAAUCACAAGCAGAUAAUAAUAACUCAAGUGCAAUGAUCCUUAACAACCACACCAUUUCAAUAAAUGCUGACGAAUGAACAGAGUGAAACCAAAGUUACAUUUUUUGUAUGCAAGUGUUUCAAAAUGUCAAGAUGUGAAUGACUUGUCAGCGACUGAUUCAUCCUCACUAACUCAACGUACCAAUCAGAGAGUAGUACACUAAACAUAUUCAGUCAUAUUUUACAGCAAUAGUUGUUUAAUAAAAGAGUAAGAUGAAGUACUGUUGUAUCCUUGAGGUGUUGAUGGAGCUGCAAUAUUUGACCUUUGGAUUCAAUAUUUGACCUUUGGAUUCAUUUUGUCUAUUAGUUUGAAGUCUUUUAGGAAGAACUUAAACAGAUGUUCAAUUUAUAUCUGCGCUCUUUGCUUACAAUGACUUGAGUGACAUGGUUGUUAUUUCUGUGUGUAGACGUCAUGUAAACCAGACUAUUUAUUUAUUUAGCCUAGUUUACUGUAACUGUAGACAUACGGAAAAUGUUUGAAAAUGGAAUAUCUUUUUAAUCUUUGACGAAAUGCAUAUUUAUCAUCUGGUUUGAACAGAUAUUACUUGAUCAUAUAAUUAAAGCAGAACAAAACAGUUUGCAUUACAACAGAUGUAUCACUUCUUUUCCUACAGUCGCUCACAGUACCGCCCACCGUCUGUAUAAUCCUGUGCCAGUUGCUGUGAGAUCUGCAUGGUUUUUUUUCUAUUGUGUAUGUUUUAUUUGUUUAUUUAGUAAUCUAAUCUCAUACUCCAGUCCAUUUGCAAGUCUUGGUGCUUUGACCAACGCUGCUUUCUGACUUUUUCCCCUUUUUAUGUCUAAUUAGCAUGUUGCCCAAAACUCUGUAAAUGCACUUUUCUCUCUUUUUGCGACUUUACAAACAUAUUUAGUGUUAUGUAAAUGUUACAACACCGCAGCUGUUUAACAUUCUUAGUACACCUUCCAUGCUUUGGGAGGGAUGGCGUCUGUACCACACGCACACACACACACAUGCGGAAGCAACAACAUCCACUGAAGUAUUUGUGUUUGCCAAGUUGUGAACUUUCAAAAUGCUUUUUUUCAAAGAUUUUCUUCAUGGAUCCUAAUUUUUCCUGUUGCCAAUGCUACAGCUUCUCCAGAGUUCAAACUUUAUUCCAUCCCAACGUGUCUUUGGGUUCAUCAGUGACGGUAAAGCACAGAGAUUCAGAGCGUAAGGGCUGCUCAUUUGGAUUGAGCAAAGAUGUGAUUUUUGGUCUCUAACUCACACAAGUGCAUUCAUGCAGAUGAAUUCUCUCUUACUGACAAAUAACGACACGUACAGAAACACUGAAAAGACAGAUUUUUUUUUUAAUACUAGUUGUUUCUGUAUUUAAAAACAGCGAUCAUUCGGAACUAGUUUGUCAUGUCCUUUACAUCCCUGCUUUUUGUUGGCCGAACUCUUUCUUGCUUUCUUCAUCAGAUCCCAGACCCGUAAGUGACAUUCAAUAAUACAGUGACCGAGUACAAAGCUAACAACAAUUCCAAAACCAAAUCAUACCGAAGCACUACAGGCAAGAUAAUGUACACUGAGGUCUUUAACGGUAAUCAUGAUUUCCCUUGAAUCAAACGGGCAAUCUCAGGCAGUCGCUGUUUGUGCAAUCAGACGAUAACUGUGCAGUAGAUGAGUUUCUGCGUGAAGGAUCAGAUUUUCUUUUACUGAGCCACGCUACCGUCGUCACAUCCCAUUACAUGUAUUGUGCAUACCUGGUGCCUAGCAUAUAUACUGUAGUCUCCGCAUACAUGGACAAUAUUCUUUGUGUAUGUGGCUGUAAAAAAUGAAAGCAAGCUCCUCACAAUACAAACAUCGCUCUCACUUAAAUGAGUUAGCAUAUUGGAAAAGCAGAAAAAGAUCAUGGUAAUUUUGCAUAUUCUUGAUAGAAGCAAAACCUCUUAAUGCAAUAAAGGAACGUGAUGGUGAAUGUCUCUGCUUUCUGUUAGUCAUGACAUGAUGUGUCAAAGUUAUGAUGGCCUCUGAAUCUUUGUUAUUGAUUGUUUACAUUUAAUAUCAUCUGAUUAUCUGCCUGAUUAUCAAUAUAAGAAAUACCCUUCAAAUGCAGUAAAAGAUUGCAAUAUUACUUGUGUGGUACAUUGGAUUCAUAUGUUGAGUGUUUAAAUGCUUUGAUUAUGAAAUGUGACAUUUUUCAAAGCCUUCGUAUGGGUAGUUGUUCAUAUUUUAGAAUGCAACUGGUUAUAUCUUAAUAAAAAAGCCUUUAAAAACGUCUUAAUGUUAUUGUAUUGUAUGGCAUAAAAAAUCAAAAGAAAAUCCAUAAUAUAGUAUAGCGUCAUAAUAAAGUAUGCCAUAUAAUGUAAUUAAAAAACUAUUUUAUGACUUGUUUUUGCUAGGGCAUAC